AUGUCUGGAGAACCUGGUGCUGCCUGGCCCCUCGCCGAUGAGGCUCUGACUCAAAACAUCCUCGACCUCGUCCAGCAGUCUGGCCACUACAGACAGCUACGCAAAGGCGCAAACGAGGUUACGAAGUCGCUAAACAGAGGAACGUCAGAGCUCGUUAUUCUGGCUGCUGAUACCAGCCCAUUGGCAAUCUUGCUUCAUCUCCCGCUUCUCUGCGAAGAUAAGAACGUCGUGUACUGCUUCGUGCCAAGCAAACUCGCCCUCGGCAGAGCUACUGGUGUCUCUCGUCCUGUGAUUGCUGCUUGCAUCACUACCAACGAAGCAAGUGACCUCCAAGGACAGAUUCGCGCUAUCAAGGAGAAGGUUGAGCGAUUGAUGAUCUAG
Molecule: messenger RNA, 381 nt
Organism: Talaromyces atroroseus
Lineage: Eukaryota; Fungi; Ascomycota; Eurotiomycetes; Eurotiales; Trichocomaceae
Product: ribonucleoprotein-associated protein
Exons: 3
Coding region: 1-381 (126 amino acids)
Biological process (GO): mRNA splicing, via spliceosome; maturation of SSU-rRNA
Cellular component (GO): precatalytic spliceosome; nucleolus; U4/U6 x U5 tri-snRNP complex
Molecular function (GO): RNA binding
Source: RefSeq, a predicted model, not a curated record